UUUUUUUAUUUUUUUUUAUUUUUUCUGUCUAUAAAUUUCUGGGCACAUUAACACAGUCCCCUGCAUGGUCAUAGCUAGCAAGUUAAAACAAUGAGCUCGAGCUACCAUCAUAUUGUUCCGAAAGAUGAGAGAUCAACUGUUCUCCCUGAAAUCUCCCGAUACCCAAAUGUGCACAUGCUCUUUCGCAACAAAGUGAUCAGUACCACUACUAACAACGAAGAACAGGUACAUGAAGACAAUAAUAUUAGAUCUCGUCCCAAGAACCAUGGCUCCAAGAACCAGACUACUCCAGUAGUAGGGUUUGUAGAGAAGGUUGAAGUGAUAGAAAAUGUUAAAGUGACAGAUCGUGAUGAGGAGAUCAAAGAUGGCCCUAAGAAUAGGAACUCUGAAGUUCAUGAAGAGACCACUCUUGAGCAGGAUGCUGAUGGCUACCUGGAGAAGAAGCACAAGGGCUUUCUUAGCAAGUGGAAAUCCUACAAAGAUUAUUAUUAGGGUUGGAAGGAAGUCAUGUGUUGGCUGUGGUUGAUUGGCAGGCAAAACUACUCUUUAAGUAUAUAGUGUUACGAACCAACAGGAAUGCAUGCUUUUUAAAUAAUAUGCCUGUCUUUAAUGUCACCAAACAUUUUUCUGUUGUUGCCUGAUUAGUUGCCUCUUUAUAAUAAAGAAUUAAAAGAAAAAAAAAAUACAAAUAUUAUCUA
Molecule: messenger RNA, 698 nt
Organism: Juglans microcarpa x Juglans regia
Lineage: Eukaryota; Viridiplantae; Streptophyta; Magnoliopsida; Fagales; Juglandaceae
Exons: 2
Coding region: 91-492 (133 amino acids)
Source: RefSeq, a predicted model, not a curated record